Molecule: messenger RNA, 2516 nt
Organism: Gossypium arboreum
Lineage: Eukaryota; Viridiplantae; Streptophyta; Magnoliopsida; Malvales; Malvaceae
Product: pentatricopeptide repeat-containing protein At2g02750
Exons: 1
Coding region: 163-2019 (618 amino acids)
Biological process (GO): RNA modification
Molecular function (GO): protein binding; RNA binding
Source: RefSeq, a predicted model, not a curated record
UAAAUUAGAAGAGACCGGAAUGGACAAACGGUAAUCCAACCUGAUUUCGGAAAAUCUACUAUUCGAUCAUUAUUUAAAUCUGAUAUUUUUAUCCUUCACUUCAAAUAAUAGGUGAUUCUUUGUUUUCUCUCUUCUUUUUCUUUCUUUCUUUGCUAUAAUCCCAUGAAACAGCAAAUAAUAAAACUGGUGAGAAAUGGAUUGUACAAAGAAGCACUCCAUCUAUACAGUGAAAACCUCAUUGCAUCAUUACUUCCCAACAAAUUCACAUUCCCUCCACUCUUUAAAGCUUGUACCAAGCUCAACUCACCAAUUCAAGGCCAAAUCCUCCACACUCAUCUCAUCAAGACUGGGUUUUCCUAUGACAUCUAUGCUGCCACUGCUCUCACGGAUAUGUACAUAAAAUUGCACUGCUUUGAAUGUGCCCUCAAGGUGUUUUAUGAAAUGCCUGACCGAAACUUGGCUUCCUUAAACACGAUCAUUUCCGGGUUUUGGAGAAACGGAUAUUGUAAUGAAGCUCUUAUAUUGUUUAAGGAGAUCUGUUUUGGAUUGUGGAGGCCUAAUUCACUCACUAUAGCUACCGUCUUGCCAGCUUGUCAAAGUCUUGAACUUGGUAUGCAAGUUCAUACUUUGGCCAUUAAGUUGGGAGUUGAGUUGGACGUUUACGUGGCAACUUCGUUGCUGACUAUGUAUUCUAACUGUGGAGAAAUAGUUUUAGCCACUAACAUGUUUGUAGAGAUGACUGAUAAGAAUGUUGUCAGCUAUAAUGCUUUUCUUUCAGGGCUUCUGCAAAAUGGGGUUCCACUUAUGGUAUUGCAGGUGUUUAAGAACAUGAUGGGGAAUUGUCAAGUAGGACAACCCAAUUGUGUUACUUUCAUUUCUAUUAUAUCUGCAUGUACAAGUCUUUUGUACCUACAGUUUGGCAGACAGGUUCAUGGGGUUCUUAUGAAAAUUGAGACACAGUUUGAUACUAUGGUUGGAACUGCACUUGUUGAUAUGUAUUCAAAAUGUCGGGCUUGGCAAUGGGGCUAUGAUGUUUUCAAGGAGAUGAAAGGAAGCAGGAACUUGAUAACAUGGAAUUCAAUGAUAGCAGGGUUGAUGUUAAACAAUCAAAGUGAGAUGGCUGUUGCACUGUUCGAGGAGGUAGAAUUUGAAGGAAUGAAACCUGAUUCAGCAACAUGGAAUUCAUUGAUAAGGGGGUUUUCGCAGUUAGGGAAAGGAUUUGAAGCUUUUAAGUAUUUUGAGAAGAUGCAGUCUGCUGGUGUAGAACUGAGUUUAAAAUGCAUUACCAGUCUUUUGCCAGCUUGUUCAAUCUUGUGUGCUUUAAAGCACGGAAAAGAGAUCCAUGGUCUUGCUAUAAGAAGUGGUAUUAGUAACGAGGAGUUCAUGGCUACAGCACUCAUUGACAUGUAUAUGAACUGUGGGUAUUCCUCUUGUGCGCGUAAAAUCUUUGAUCAGUUUGAGUCAAAGCCUGAUGAUCCGGCAUUCUGGAAUGCAAUGAUUUCCGGUUAUGGAAGAAACGGAGAGAAUGGAUCAGCAUUUGAAAUUUUUGAUUUGAUGCGGGAGGAAAAAGUAAAGCCAAAUUCAGCAACUUUCAUUGGUGUUCUAUCUUCAUGUAGUCACACUGGACAAGUUGACAGAGGAUUACAAGUUUUCAGAAUGAUGAAUAAAGUUUGUAACUUGAGCCCAAAUCUUGAGCAUUUUGGUUGCAUAGUUGAUCUUUUGGGUCGAUGCGGCAAACUAGAGGAAGCCAAAGAUCUAAUACAAGAACUUCCAGACCCUCCUGCUGCAAUUUUUGCUUCUCUGCUUGGUGCUUGUAAGUGUCACUUAAAUUAUGAGCUAGGAGAAGAAAUAGCUAUAAAGCUUUCAGAGUUGGAGCCAGAGAAUCCAGAACCUUUUGUGAUACUGUCCAGCAUAUACACUGCAGUAGGAAGGUGGGGAGAUGUGGAAAGAAUAAGACUAAUGAUAGAUGACAGAGGAUUAAGAAAAUUCCCCGGAUUUAGUUCAAUAUCCGUGACAUGAACAGGAACUUUUUAUAGCAUCCGAAUUUUUUUUCGGCUCUACCAUAUUCAAACUUUUCAUCUUCUUGGUAUAUUCCAGGUUACUGGGAAAAAAGUUUCACCACUCAGUAUUUGCCUCUCUGGACCUAACUUUUGGUCUAUUUAAGCUCAUGGAAGGAAAGCAGUAAAUUUCAUUGGAUUUGGUUCAUUUGAAAUUACAUGUAGAGGAACUGCUUAGACAAGAUGGCAAGAAAUUGUAAACUAAAUCAAAUUCAAUUGCAUGUCUGGCAUCUUCUUGGGUUGUGAUUACAAGAGACAGUUCACUUAUUCAACAUUUCUUUCACUGAAAACCCAAAAUAGUUAUCGAAAAAGUUUGGGGGCUCAAAUAUGAAGCAAGAGAUCACAUCUCUAAGAGUAAUUACACCUGUAACUUCAUUCUCAUCUACUAUAUAGAUUCUGUGCAUCCUUUUGGUGGCAAGGCUCUGGAUCACACUACCAAGAGUUGAAUCUACCUUGCAU